This is a messenger RNA of Pterocles gutturalis (yellow-throated sandgrouse), 1005 nucleotides long. RefSeq names its product butyrophilin-like protein 2. NCBI's taxonomy places the organism in Eukaryota, Metazoa, Chordata, Aves, Pterocliformes, Pteroclidae. The transcript is spliced from 6 exons. The annotation marks the transcript as partial. The record is from RefSeq and is a predicted model, not a curated record.
GUGAAGUGUCCGUCACCAUCAGCAUUGAGCUGCCCGUUGUCCUCAUUGGAGAGCAAGUGACGCUGUCCUGCCAGCUGGCAGACGGCAUCCCCGUGAACACGAGCGUGCUUUGGUACAAAACAGAAAAGGGGAGGGAUGCUCCGCUGUGCUCUUCCUCCAGCGUGGGUGGAGUGGUGGAGCAGUGCCAGGACGAAGAGCAGCGGAGGAUUGUGGGACACUGGCAGAGAAGAGCACUUCUAUUGGUUAUCCGGCGUGUGCAAAUAGCCGACGAGGGGACGUAUGUUUGUGCAGUGAACGGCAGCGUUGUCACGCAGGAGGUUACGACUCGCCUUGAGGUUACGGCGAUGGGGUAUAAGCCAACACUGGACAGGGAUGUGCAAGAGGAGAGGAUGUGUCGCUACACGUGUAAGUCGAAACAAUGGUACCCCAAGCCUGACGUGAUUUGGAUGAACUACGGAGGAGACACAGUAAAUGUGGAGGCCAAGACCAACGUCACCUGGAGCGAUAGAGACCAUUUCACGGUGCAAAGCAUCAUCACGGUGCCUUGCGAUAACGUAGACGUGGUGUGCGUAGUCAAACUCACCAAAUCCAAGCUAAGCCGGCCAGGUUCCAUGAACGAAAUUAUCGCGCCACAGUCAAACACUUGCACAUACAAGGGCAGAAUAAGAGGUUCCUACGUAAAGCCCGAAGUGAUGUGGGUUAACCCCCAAGGAGAAGAUUUAUCUUCACUGGCCCAGACAAGCAUUCUCCACGAGAUGGACAAUAUUUUUGCAAUCGAAAGCUCCAUUGAGAUACCCUGCGGACAACCCCCUCCUUCUUUUGUGGCCACUGAUAGGGAAUGCAACCCACAGAUUGCUCAGCAGUCAGAGAACCUGGAGAAGGAGAUUGUGGACUGGUUUGUAAAUUGUGGUUCUUGGCCUGACUUGGUGUCUUCUUCUCUUGCUGCCCACGGCGACCUGGCAGAGAACCUGCGUGCCAAGGACGUGGAUCAGAGGAAAGAAAUCG